UGUGCGUCGUUACAAAAGAUAGUGGUGCAUGAUCUUGUACUUGUACCGACUGGUACAUAUUACGAGAGACGAGACGCCGAAACGGGAACGCGGGCCCCGCGAAACGCAGCCACGCGACGACCGCAACUGGGUUAAUUCGGUGCGUCCGAUGAAGCGCGCGCCCGCCGUCUUCGCUUUCCUCGCGUGCGCCAUUUCCGCGCGACGCAAUUCAACAAUCAUUUCCGAGACAACAAAUCAGCUGUUUAUUGUUGAUCACCCAACGCGGCGCCGGAGCGUAACGCAUUGCGCGACUUUCUUUGGGUCGUGAUCACAUGUUGGCGACGCUGGUUGGACGAGGAGUUGUCGUACCGAAAUAAAUCGGCCACCAACUGAGCUCGCGAUGAGCGGCCCCGAGCCAAACGGCCGUUGUGGGGAAAAAAACGCAACCCAUGUUGCACCAGCACCACUACCACAGCCAAUCACUACAGUGUGACGUCAUCAUGCAAUUGUUUUCGGUUUUAUUAAGUCCCAAACGAAAAAUCGGUGCGAUGCGCGCUCGCGUUUUGUUUACUGUUGCGAGCCGCGCGCGCGGAUGAUAAAAGUCGUAUCGGUGCGAGCGGGCGGUGCGAAUGUGUGAGCAUGUGUGCGCUUUUCGCACGAGCGCGUGUGAGUGUACAGUCGAGAGCGGGUCUCUCGUGCGGAACGCGAGCGAUUCUCGCCUCUACGGGCGUGCGAUGCGGCAACGUCGCAUAAAGCUUGCUCGCGGCGUAGAGAGGCCGGGCGCGCUGCCCCGCGCCGCGCGAGCAUUCCCGCGCUCCUGCGAUCGAUUCGCUUCGCGGCCAAUCGCGAGCUCGGCGUCCUCACCGAGGGAAAACGCCGAGCAUACGCUUGCACACAAACACACACCAGCAAACACAUCGCGACCGGUGCUGUGCCAUUCCCGCCAUUAUUCGAAUUGCGCCGAAGACGCCCGAGUCGGAAAAACUAUAUUUGUUUACAUACAUCGCAUCAUUUUAAUAUGACGAUAAAUUUAAACUGAAAUUGCGGUAUGCAUCGCAUGCUCCUGCACGAGUUCAGUUCUCUGAGGUCGUGUGUGCGUGCAGUGACGAUUUUAUGCAUCGCGAACGGGUUGGCCGCGCGCCCGUGCGUCACACUUGCAUCGUGUCACACAGCACACUCACAUCUAGUCAUCUCACUCGCAAUGCAGGCGCGCACAACACCACACCGCCUGUGUUACGUCCGUUUGCGCUUUUGUUUGUAUACGUGAGUGAGUGAGUGAGUGAGUGGUGUUACCGGCCCAAACAAGUGCAUCACGUCUCGCGGCACCCGUCGCCCGAAUGCCGAUAGACAAAGACAGCGCGUUUCAUGUUGCGCGUUCGCGUUGUUCGGGUUUCGGCGGAAUAAUAGUAGAGGUGCUGCUAGGUGUGCGCGCGCGAGUUCGCCGCUCUCGUGUCGCAUUCGUCCAGUUUUCGGGCGGACGGGAUUGGAGCAUGAUGCGCGCCCGCGAUGCACGAAUAAUGCGUGUGCGGCCGGCGAGGGCGAGACGACGACGGCACAACAACGGCCGCACCCGCCGAGGGAAAAAUUCGACUCUGAUAACACGCCGGCCAAGGUUCAUGCGACCGUUCAGAUGUGAUUUGAAAUGAAACGUGUGCGCGCAGACGAGCAAGCAAAGGAAGGUCUCGCGUAUCGCGGCGCAGCAGGGCUGCCAAACGCCUCGUCGGGCAUCGUUGCCUACCAGAACGCGGCGACGGUGAAGGUGGUCAGCGAGGGUAUGCAGUCGGGCAUCUACUCGAGCGCGCCGCCGGUGAACUACGGCGCAAUGCCAGCGGCGGCGACGGCGCCGCAUGCCGGUAAGCCGCAGGCGGCGAUGCAGUCACUUGGCUCCGCCGGCGGUGGUGGGCAUCCGCAAGUGCGCGUCAAGGGCGCAUCGCCACCGUCCGCGCCACUGCCGACAAGCGCCGCACCGGCGCCCGCGCCCGUCGUACAGCAGCAGCAACAGCAGCAGCAUUCACCUGGCGGCAGCAAUUUUCAGAAACUCAAGGUGGAGGACGCGCUCUCCUACCUCGACCUGGUGAAGCUAAAGUUUGGCAAGGAGCCACAAGUGUACAAUGACUUUUUGGACAUUAUGAAAGAGUUUAAGAGCCAGUCGAUCGACACGCCCGGCGUCAUUCAUCGCGUCUCGAGCCUGUUUCACGGCUAUCCGGAGCUGAUCGUCGGUUUCAACACGUUUCUACCGCCCGGUUACAAAAUCGAAGUGCAGCGAAAUGAUAGUGGGUAUGCUUUUCACGUGUCCGUGAGUGCGUCAAGUCCCACGGGGGCGCUGCUCGCGCAGCAGAAACCGUCAAUGAUCUUAAGUGGCUCCGGCACAAUUAUUCACAGUAACGUGUCGUCCAUGAAUAUACCGCUGGCCCCACAACCUCCCCAAGCACCUCCUCCCCAGGCACCGCCGCCUCCUCCACCCCAGCAGCCACAGCCACAGCCGCAACCCAUGAGUACCAUCCUGCACACCGUGGUGCCCACGCCGCCGCCGGCCAACGCAGGCUAUAACAACUCCUACUCGAAUUCGGGGCUGCACGCGAACAGCGCCAGCGCGCAGAAUACUCUUCAGUUGUCUGCGGCGCAAGCAGCAGUCACCCAGGCUCUUCAGGGUGGUCAUGGCGAAGCUCCGCAGAAUCAACCGGUCGAGUUUAAUCACGCCAUCAACUAUGUCAACAAAAUUAAGAAUCGAUUCCAAGGGCAACCUGAGAAGUACAAGCGAUUCCUCGAGAUCCUUCACACGUAUCAGAAGGAGCAGCGCACGCUAAAAGAAGUACAGGGUCAAGGCGCAGGCGGUAAACACCUCACCGAGCAGGAGGUGUACUCACAGGUGGCGAAACUGUUUGAGAAUCAAGGCGAUUUACUCGCCGAAUUUGGUCAGUUUCUACCGGAUGCGACGAGUCAUAUCUCGGCGGCGCCCGCACUGAGCGAUCAUCCGAACGUGAGUCUCAGUGUGAGUGGCGGGGGCGGUGGUAAUAUCAACGCCAAGAAACAGUUACCCGCCAGCAAGCCCUACCAUCGGGAUAUGGGCCCGGAGCGGCAUCAUCUUUCGCACAAGCCUAGUCACAAUCUGGCGAUGCCCAUUAAACGCUCGCCGCCGUACUCGAAUCCGACCCGUGACGCGCCGCCACCGAAAAAGCACAAAACGUCUUCCCUGCGCGACGUCACCUUCUCGGAGGCGAGCAAACAUAGUACACUAUUGGAAUUUGCGUUUUUUGACAAGGUUCGUAAAGCUGUGCGUUCCCAAGACGUCUACAACAAUUUCCUGCGAUGUUUGUCGCUUUUCAAUCAAGAGAUCAUCUCGAAAACGGAGCUGGUACAGCUGGUGACACCGUUUCUAGGCAAAUUCCCCGAAUUGAUGCGCUGGUUUCGUGAGUUUCUCGGCCAGAACGAAGUGGAAGCUAUUCCGUAUGUAGCUGCGCGGAUUGAACGACCACAGGGUGAUCUUGCGCAUGAUGUGGAUUAUUCCACAGCGAAACGCCUCGGCGCUUCGUACUGCGUCAUCCCGCCAGCGCAAGAAGGUCUCAAGUUCUCCGGUCGUACCGAAUUGUGCAAUCAAGUGCUCAAUAACCAGUGGGUUUCUUUUCCCAUGUGGUCCGAGGAUAGUUCAUUCGUCGGUCCGCGUAAGAAUCAGUACGAAGAGUACAUGUUUCGCUGUGAGGACGAACGUUUCGAGCUGGACGUUGUUAUCGAAACGAACGCGUCGACGAUACGUGUUCUCGAAGGUGUGUCGAAGAAGAUGAACCGUAUGAGCCCCGAGGAGCUGUGCAAGUUCCGCCUGGACGACUGCCUCGGUGGCUCCUCGCCGGUGUUACAUCAGCGCGCACUCAAGCGCAUCUACGGCGACAAGGCGCAGGAUAUUAUCGAUGGACUGAAGCGUAAUCCGGCUGUGGCGGUGCCGGUCAUUCUGCGACGACUGAAGUCGAAAGAAGAGGAAUGGCGGGAAGCGCAGAAAGGAUUCAACAAGAUCUGGCGCGAGCAGAAUGAAAAGAACUAUCUCAAGAGCCUGGAUCAUUUGGGGAUUAAUUUUAAGCAGAACGAUACGAAAGCGUUGCGGUCGAAGAGUAUGCUCGCUGACAUUGAGCAAGCGCUGGAGGAGCGCAAUGAACAGUUGGAUCGGGGACUUGAGGUGCCCAUGGGGCCGCAUUGGAUGACAGUGUAUCAGGAUCGGAAUAUCCUGGACGACGCCGCCAAUCUUCUCAUUCAUCAUGUGAAGCGACAUACGAGUGUGCAAAAGGGGGAAAAGCGACGGAUCAAGCAUUUGCUGCGGCAAUUCUUGCCGGAUUUGUUUUUUCAUCCGCGGCAGCAGCUCAGCGAUGACGAGCGGGAAGAAGACGAAGAUAAAGAAGAAGGCAACGAGAGUCCUACGAGCAACUCGAGUAAAGAAGAAACCAAGAAGAAGGGCAAUGUUAGUCCAGGAAAGUCGCCUCGGACGAGUGAUCAAAACGACUCGGACGACAAACAUUCUCUGGACAAUGUGGAAAUCAAAGUGGAGGACGCCGAUGCGCCUGCGCAUGCCCAAAGCAACUAUCCUGAUGAAGAAUAUACGUUAUUUAUGGGAACCAACAAUUGGUACUUAUUCCUGCGGCUGCAUUCUGUAUUGUGUGAACGUCUGGCGAAAAUCUACGACUGCGCGGCCAAGAUGGCGGCCGACGAAAGCAGAGUGGCGAAGACGCGUAAAGACUCAACGGCAAUCGCGCUACGGCUGAAACCUAAGCCGCAGAUACGAAUAGAAGACUAUUUUCCAACUUUCCUCGAUCUGGUGAAGAACCUGCUAGAUGGUAACACCGAUCCUAAUACCUAUGAAGAUACACUGCGUGAAAUGUUCGGCAUUCAUGCGUAUAUUGCGUUUACGCUGGACAAGGUAAUUCAGUAUGCGAUGCGUCAGUUGCAGCACUGCGUUACAGAAAAGCUGGCGAUCAAAGCGAUGGAGCGUUUUGCCAGGGAACAAAAACGUGGCGCUACUGGCGGACCAUGCGCAACCGCACAUCGCCGUCUACAUAAAGAGCUGCAAUAUCAGCGCGCAAUGGAACACAUUGUCGACGAGGAAAAUUGCUACAAGAUCUACAUUUAUAAGUUGGAUGGGCGGAUGACGGUCGAGUUGUUGGAUGCGGAAGAUACAGGCGAUGGUAAGAAGGUGGAUGAUGCGAAGAAAUGGAGCACUUAUAAGGAGAGUUAUGCGGACUGCACUAACGUGGAACAGAAGCCACUGUCGCCGUUGUUCCUGCGGCGCAAUAUGCGCAAAUACAACAAGAAGAACAAGCGGCGGAACAGCACAACGUCCAACAGCGAUAAGGCGAGCGCCGACGCCGAGGAAAAGUGUGAUGUGAAGCCUGGAGCACCAACGGCGGCACCGUCAGCAGCGGCGGUUCAACGGCUCGCCGGCAGCGGAGGCGAAGACGACGAGCAGCCGGAGCGGAAGCCGAACAUCGGCGGCGGCGGUGCGCCCGAGCGCGAUCAAACCGAGCACGCCGACUACGACGUGUCCGAUGAGACGCAGUGCCGCUUCAGCACGGCCGACUCGAAGAUUGUGUUCGUCGCGAAUAAAGACAGUUUUCUGUAUAAACGAAGUGCCUUGACCAGAGCCAAACAAACUCAUCCAGCUGUAACGAAAUUUAAGUCGACGCGCUUCCGCGCCUGGUGCAAGCGGUGGGCGGCCGUGAAUGUGAGUGAUGCGCAGAGCAAACAGUGCAACGAGUGGCUGAUGGGGCGCGGUGAUAAUGUGGUGCGGAAUCGGACGCGCGUCCUUACCAAUAACGACCUCACGCUGACGCCGUACAUCGUGUACAAUCGCUACCGAGUGGAGUUGUUCGCCGACGACUCGACGUGAUGCGCCCGUCGUGCGGCGGCGGCGGCGGCCACACGCAUUCACCUGCGUUAACUUUUACCCUCCUUACACCCCGCCCCCAAGCCCUCGAGUUACACACACAUAUAUACUUUUUAAACGUGAGACGAGAAAGCCAUUAUUAGUUAAGCAGGAUCUCCUUCUUUCGCUGUUCUGGCAAUCAUUCAGGUAUUUAAUAUUUUACGCGCGCUGUUUUGGUGUUUGUCGCGCCCGCUUGACGGACGCUCCGAAUUGAUGCAAUGCGACGACUGCCUUCUUGUAACUUAAAUGAUUAGUAUUCAGGUAAUUUAUUAAGUGCUACUUAUAACAUUUGCAAUCGACAAGCUAUCCUCGACAUUUAUAUAAGUUACAUGUUUCAUGUUACGGGUAAUUUGGAGCUGGAUGCAAGCGUGUCGCGCAAACCCAGCAGAAAUUUCAGUGUAAAAUUCACAAAACGCAAAAAUUCUCUGUGACUUAACACAAAUCAAUUCGAUCACACUUUGACCGACUCUCG
Messenger RNA from Dalotia coriaria, 6356 nucleotides. It is a transcript of the gene Sin3A, whose product is annotated as SIN3 transcription regulator family member A. NCBI's taxonomy places the organism in Eukaryota, Metazoa, Arthropoda, Insecta, Coleoptera, Staphylinidae. The transcript is spliced from 7 exons. Gene Ontology annotation, molecular function: transcription corepressor activity. Bases 1622 to 5848 code for a protein of 1408 amino acids. Gene Ontology annotation, cellular component: Sin3-type complex; chromatin. The record is from RefSeq and is a predicted model, not a curated record. Gene Ontology annotation, biological process: negative regulation of transcription by RNA polymerase II.